AUGUCGUUUAACGAGUUUUCGCUUCAUGGGAAUCCAGAGAUUUAUCUAGACAUAGAUAACAUAGUCUCUCAAGGAUAUUCUGCAAAUCUUCUUUCUUUGCCGAUCAACGAUAAUAAUGAGGCUCCGACUGAGUCGUUGCCAACAAAUGCUACGUUGGAGUAUUGUCAGGAUAUAUCUACGUUCGUUGUGAAAUGUAAUGGUGAAGAACUUGUCUCAUUUCUAAUUGAGAAAGAAGCGAUGGGCAGCAAUGCAUACAUGCGCUUUAGAGGGGAAUUUGUGAGAGCUCUAAAACAGAAGGGAAACGAUUUGUAUAAAGAUAUGAAAGAAGUAUCUAAAUUAACAAGUAUAGCUUGGAACAGUGCUGAUGACCGUAUUAAAGACAAAUUCAGACGCAACAGCAGAAAGAGAAAAGUACAAUCAAUAAAGACGAACACAUCUCAGAGUUUUACUUGCCCCGACUGUGGAACUUCCCAUGAAAUCCCUAGCCAACCCGUCAAACUUAUAUACGCUGAGACGACUACAACCACACAGAGUAUUAAGUGUUCCAAUCUUAAAUGUCAAAGAAAACACAAACUAGUUGCGACUUACAAAGUUUUCUCGAAGAAGGGGAUCGGCAUGUGUUAG
Paraglomus occultum is the source of this 624-nucleotide messenger RNA. The record is from the annotation of a GenBank genome assembly. NCBI's taxonomy places the organism in Eukaryota, Fungi, Glomeromycota, Glomeromycetes, Paraglomerales, Paraglomeraceae.